Molecule: messenger RNA, 3882 nt
Organism: Homalodisca vitripennis (glassy-winged sharpshooter)
Lineage: Eukaryota; Metazoa; Arthropoda; Insecta; Hemiptera; Cicadellidae
Product: transcriptional regulator ATRX-like
Exons: 14
Coding region: 126-3137 (1003 amino acids)
Source: RefSeq, a predicted model, not a curated record
GACGUUUGUAAACAUUUGAUGAAUUUCUAGUAUUUGGUGAGGAAUAAAUGAAUUUAUCCGUUUAAAUUCAGUUCUGUUUUACCUGAAGGAAGUAGAUUGUAGAUUUUUAGAUUGUGGAGUGUACCAUGGAAAGAAGGUACUCACAGUUACCUGAAAUGACAAGCACUCCAAGGCCUUGUCGCAACACCAUGAGCCUGGAAGCGGCUUUCAGGGAAGUUUCCCCCAUUUUUCCUAUCAGGAAACUUAAAUCAAUGAUUCCUAACAUUAAAUCAAAGUCCACUGAGCCUGGACUAAAGUUAUCUGAUGAGUAUGUUACAAAACAAGUGGACAAACUUUCUAAUAAUUGUCAAGCUCCAGUUGAAAAUGUCAACCAGUCUCUGUUAAAUGCUGGUGUACAGGAUCAACCAAAUGCUUCCAAAAAAUCCGUCACGUUUGUUGAAGCACCAGUGUUGAUGGCGUCUCCAACUCCAAUACUGCCUGCUCAAGCUGAUCAACUAACUGCUGCAGAAAAUAUGUUGAAGUUACGGCGCAAGUCCACUCUUAGUCUGAAAAGGAGGACUUCUGUGCUUCCUGACAUCCUAGAAAUGUCAUAUAAUGGAGAUAAUGAAAACAAAAGUGAUGAUAGACCUUCAAAUGCAAUGAUUUUGAAGAAUCCAGAAAAUUCUGUUGGCACUCCUGCAUGGCAGAUUCCAUCACAAUCAACUAAGACCUCCUUAAAAAGAAAGUUUAACAACUGUAAAAGUGAAAAAGAAAAUCCCUUGUCAUCAAACACCCAGAAAGAAUGUGCUGAAAACCUAUUUGAAGACAUGGAUGAUUUGAGUCCUCUAGAAUCAGCUUAUCCGAUGAAAAAGAGGAAAACAUGUGUUUUAAAAGAAAAGAAUCAAAAAGAUACUGAUCAGGUCAAAAAUUAUUCGGAAGAUAAAGAUUCGAUACCUGAACAGUCAGACAUUUCCAGAAAAAGCAAAAACAAACUACCCAAUGUAGCUGACAAUCGAACGUAUGUAAUGGUAAACCUAGAUACUGAAGAUGAUACACCAAAAACUAAAACAAUAAACCAUACUCCUAAAGAUAUAGAAAGUUCCCUACGGAAAACCAGAAAUUCUAAUAAAAAAGAUGAAAAGAAAACAAAACUUUUGCACUCUGAUGAUAAUGUAACCCCAAAUAAAGAUGUUGAAAUCAUAACAGAAGAAGACAUUCAGAUGACCUCUAAAUACAAAAAGAGAAAAUCUAAAGUUACUUUUGUCUCUACCAAAGCUAAAGACAUGAUUGAAGUACCAAAAGUAGAAGAUCCUAUUGAUUCUAAAACUGAAGAUAGCGUAAAGAAUAUAGUAAAAAAGAGUAAAAUUAAAACAAACAAAUCAAACAACGUGAAUUGUAUUGAGAUGUCAAGUAAGGAACUAAAAAAAUCAAAUUUGGUACAACCUAGUGUAGAAACUGUGCCAAAUGUUCCAAUCAGCAAAAUCUCCUCUGGAGAUAAUCAGGAUGUCAUUAGUCAUUCAGUAAAAAGAGGAAAAAAUAACACAAGCCAAUCUAACAUUGUAAAAUCUACCAAAAGCACCAAAGAGAAUGUUGACAGUAAAGUAAAUUUAAAGAAGAAGGUUGUAGCUGCAUCUUCAAGUAAACGAAAGGUAAAGACAAACAAUAAUAUCUCCUUGGCCAAUGAAGACAUCAUUCAGCGAGAUGAAAGCCAUCUGUUGGAAUUGGACACUAAAAAAUCUACUAAGACUGUAAGGGCACCCAAAAAGAAAGCAAAAAACAUGUGUGAUGAAGAAAAGUUAAAAUUAACAAAUGCUCCCGUGCUUUCUGAAGAAAGCCUUCAGACAAAUGUAAGAUCUUCUAGAUUACGGGAGAAGGAAAAGAUUAUCAAGGAGAGCUCUUUUGUAGUAAAUAAUAUGGUAGAAAACUCAGAAAAAGGAAUCAAACAGUCUGCAACAUCUGUGAGAAAAUCUAGAAAUUGCUCUAGAAUUAAAAGUUCUUCUGAAGCUCAAGUUAUGACUUCAAGUAAUUCUCAAACAGAUAAUGAACAAUGUCCUGUAACAAUAGAAAAUCCUGAUCUCAUCAAAAACAGUAGAAAAACAUUAAAUUUAAAAAGAAAUAAUAAAGUGGAUAAAUGUGGGGAGAAAGCAAAUUUCUCAAAUGAUUUUACUAAACACAAGGAAGAAAAAUGUACUACAAACCUUGAGACUGAUGAUAUGACAAGAAAAGUAGAAAAAGAAGUGGAUGAAAAAAUUAAUGGCGAUUGUAUGCACAAAAAAGAUAAACAAAGUGUAAGAAAGUCUUCUGCCAAAAAACGUGCAGUUAGUACUCGUCCAUCACAAGGACAUCCUGAGUACAAUACAGCAUCAACAGAACAACCAUUUAGAAAUAUAAAUCAGAAUGUGAGGGAGAAAAGUGAAAUAAUAAGUGCGGAAGAUGAAGUCAAUAUUGAUAAUCAAGUAAUAGGAAGGGUCUCGGCAAGAAAAUCUAAAUCUACAAAUAAAAUUUCCUUAGAUUACCCGAAUCCCAUUGUAUUAGGACGGAAACGAAAAUCUGAAAACAAUAAUACACAUUCAGAUGUACCUGAUAAACGCCAUAUGCCUCGAAUGAUAACAACACCAGUUGCAUAUUGGGAGAAUAGGAAUUUGUUAAACACCAUUGAAAAAAGACAAGAACUCAAUAAUAUCAAGAAAUCUAUGAAAAAAGACAGUGUUAGAAAUGGAGGCGAAGAUAAAGGAAGGUGUACAGAGUCUCCAGUUGUUGAAAGAAUUAGUCUGUUUGCUUCCAACAAGGAAUGUCACUUUGUGUCACCAGAAGAUCUUAAACACGUGUUCUAUGUACAACAGUGUUUCGGUCUCAAGUCAGUAAAAGUGUCAGAGCAUUCUCCUGGUGUGUUGUUGCGCGUGCAAGUUCAUAUCAACAACUACAUGAUGAGUGGGACAAUGUCCCUACUGAGCGGAGCAUCCAUGACCAAAGCUUCCACCAACACGACUUACACUGUAACUGAAGGAGCUGCACGUGUAAACCUCAGCAACAUAACCAAGACUGUACGGCAAGAAGAUGAAAUAAAUUCUUUCUUCAUUCCUAAGAACUCCAAGUUCUCAAUUUUGAAUGAAGAAAGUACAACCUUGGUUAUGGCAUUCACGAAGUUCAAAGGUUGAUAUAAUUAUAAGAAUCAGUGUAAAUAUACUUUGUUAUUAGUGCUGUAUUGUAUGAAAUACUUUUUAAAAAUUUUAUAUUUGUUGAUUUUGUUGUUUUAGUUAUAAAAUAAUGUGAAGUGCAGUUGUAUACUUACAAAGUGAUUUCAUUACACGUAAAGUAUUUUUGUACCUGUUAUAAUAAUACACAUAACUUUAUGAUCAAGUUUGAAAAUGUAGUAAUUUAAAACGUUAUUUAACAAGAUUGUUAUAGUUAUAAAAACCAGUUCUAGAAAAUGGUAUUUGUCCCCUUGAUUCACAGUUAAUUAAGAAUAGUUCAUGGAUACUGCUUUAUCUAAUUACUAUAUUUACCUGUAUAAUUAAUUUCCAUAGUAAUUAUAAGUUAUCAGACAGAUCCAUGCUUCCACUCUUGUGCUGAUGGAGUGUUUGUUGUGUUAUCAAGUUAUCAUUUGGUUUAUCUCAAUUGUUAUUGCAAAACAUUUUAUUAUUAUUAGUGUAACGAAUAAGACCUUUACAAAAAUAUUUCCAUAAUUUAUCAUCAGUUGCUUUUGAUUUUUUUAUAAAUAAAUGUACCUCAUUAUAAAAACUAAAAUUAAACUAUAUAGUGUAAUCAUAAGUAUGAGAUAUUCCAGUGUCAUUGUAAUAAUUUGAACUACAAAAUCAAAUUUUAUAACUUUUUUUUGCUUGUGAUAUGAAGUAUAAUGUGCAAUUUAUAAAUAAAAUUAGUAAUAAAUACAGUUUACUGAAA